This is a messenger RNA of Closterium sp. Naga37s-1, 1035 nucleotides long. The record is from the annotation of a GenBank genome assembly. NCBI's taxonomy places the organism in Eukaryota, Viridiplantae, Streptophyta, Zygnematophyceae, Desmidiales, Closteriaceae.
AUGGCGAUCGCCAGCACGAACGUCGCGAAUCGGAAGCUUUUUGUGCGGGGUUUGGCGUGGGAGACAUCAUCAGAGACGCUUCUUGCUGCCUUCGAGCAGUACGGCGAGAUCGAGGAGGGCGCCGUGAUCACGGAUCGGACGACCGGUCGGUCGAGGGGCUUCGGCUUCGUUACCUUCAAGUCGUCGGAGUCCGCUUAUAUGGCUCUUCGCGAACCCACGAAAAUGAUCGACGGCCGUGCUGCCAUGUGCAACCUCGCAGCUGCAGGCCCCACGUCCCACCCAACCGCCACCUCCGUCGCUGCCGCCUCCUCCCACGGCGGCGGUGGCGGAGACAGCGGGUACCAGUACCGGCCGAGCUACUCCAGCGGCGCGGACCUGGUGUAUCGCAAGCUGUACGUGUGGGGGCUGCACUUCGACACGACGAACGAGACGUUCAAGGACUACUUCUCGCAGUACGGCGAGAUUGAGGAGGGCGCCGUGGCGUUCGACCGCGAGACACACAAGUCCAGAGGCUUUGGCUUUGUGACCUACCGGUCAGCAGAUGAUGCGAGGAAAGCUCUUGUAGAACCGACCAAGUUCAUUGAUGGUCGCAAGGUGCAAGUGAAAUACGCCCUGGAUGGUACCAAGGAGAAGAACGCGUUUGCCCAAGCACAAGCCCAGCUGCAGCAGCAGCAGCAGCUAGCAGCCGCACUCACCGGCGUGGCCCUCCAAAACCCCCUCGCCUUCUCCCCCUACGCUUUCCCUGGCGGCCUCCCAGCCUCCGCCUUCGGUUCGGCCGGGCUGCAAGGCAUGGGCUUCCCGACAGCAGCAGCUGGUGCGGUAGGGGGGGCAGCAGCAGGGGGUCAGUCGUCAGGGCAACAGAACCAGGCUGCGGCAGCAGCGGCGGCAGCGCAGCAGUAUGUGUCUUCUCUGGGGGCGGCUGCAUCUGGGGCGGGUGCUGCUGGGGGUGCAGCAGGCACGGGAGGGGUGCAGGUGUCGUAUGGGUUUGGGUCGGUGGCGCCUGGGGGCCUUGGAACUACGUUCUUCACUCAGUAG